Apis mellifera (honey bee) is the source of this 5883-nucleotide messenger RNA. Its product is annotated as facilitated trehalose transporter Tret1-like. Lineage: Eukaryota; Metazoa; Arthropoda; Insecta; Hymenoptera; Apidae. The transcript has 7 exons. The coding region runs from base 318 to 3272 and encodes 984 amino acids. The record is from RefSeq and is a predicted model, not a curated record. Gene Ontology annotation, molecular function: transmembrane transporter activity. Gene Ontology annotation, cellular component: membrane. Gene Ontology annotation, biological process: transmembrane transport.
AAACGUAAAAGAGACCGUCUUAAACACACAAAGUUGUUUAACUCGUUUAAGAAGUAUACUCGACAUGGGAGAAAAACUCGAUUGAAAUAUUACACGCAGAUGCAGACAGUUCCCAAAUCGCUGAUAGCGUGAAAUCUUCCCGGUGACGGAUCGUGUCACUGUUCCUGAGAUUCUAAGCUUCAAAUAUUUGCAAGAUUCGAGAACUAUUGAGAAAACAGGAAACUAUAAAUCAAUCGGAUGACAGGAUACUUCGCAGGAGUGAUGAGAGCCAGCACAGUCUUUAGAAACGGUCUCUAUCUCGCGCACGUUGCACCGAUAUGAAACUGAAGGUGAUAGAAACUUUUGUUCGCGUGUGGCCCCAGUGGGCUACCUGCCUGACAGUGACCCUAUUGUCUAUCAGUGUGGGAUUGAAGAUCGGUUGGACGUCCCCUUAUCUGGCCCAACUGACCAAAGAGGACUCGCCACUGCAUGUAACAGAUGACGAGGCGACGUGGAUAGUUUCUCUGCUUCCGUUCGGCCGAUUAUUCGGCGCCAUGGUUGGCUACCUCGCUAUGGAAUAUUACGGCAGCAAAAGAUCCCUGUUAAUCUCUGGUGUGCCUAUCAUGAUCAGCUGGAUUUGUAUAAUAUUCGCCAACUCGGCUGUCUGGCUCUACGUAUCCAGACUUUGCGCAGGCACGUGCUUCGGCAUGUUCUACGGUUGCUUCGCCAUGUACAUGGGCGAGGUGGCGGCCCCUGAAAUUCGCGGCGCCCUGGUGAGCACGAUAAUAAAUGGUCUUCCGUUCGGGACGUUGAUCGGGAGCGUGAUGGGCAGCCAAGUGUCCAUGAUGUGUUUCGGGCUUGUAAGUCUGCUCUUGUCCAUCUGCUUCAUGGUGAUCUUCCCCCUGUUGCCCCAAUCGCCGCACCACUACGUGCGUAACAAUAAUUCGAUCGAGGCGAGGAAAACAAUUCAAUGGUACCAUCGGAAAUCGAACGUGAACGAGGAACUGGAGGUGAUCGAGAACUUUGUGCGCUCCUCCGGAUCGAUGAACUUCCGCCACAAAUUAAAACAGAUCACGGAGAAGACGAAUAGACGCUCCUUGAUCUUGAUCAUCUUUCUAUACAUCUUCAUGCAAUUGAGCGGGGUGAACACCGUCACCUACUACAUGGAAAUUAUCAUCAGAAAGGCGAACGUGACGAUACUGGAACCGGCCACUAUUGUGAUUAUCGUCAAUGGAAUCGGUAUAGCGGCCGGCUGGAUCAGCGUGUAUCUGAUCGAUCGAUACGGGAGAAGGGUUCUCAUGGCGGUGUCAUGCGGCUGCGUAAUCAUCGGAAUGGUGCUACUGGGAUUACACUUUAUGUUAUUGGAACAGAAUUUCGACUCAAAAAAUCUGGAAUGGUUGUCGAUCCUGGCCAUGAUAUUUUACGCGAUGAUAUCUAUCGGUCUGGUACCAGUCCCAAGCACUAUACUCAGCGAGUUUUUCCCGGAUGAUUUAAAAAGUAUCGCUGGAUUCGCCAUAAGCAUCACAUCCGCGUUAUUCGCGUUCGUCUCGAGCGCAACCUAUCAGCCGAUGAUCGAUCUCACAAGCGAAAAAUAUGUUUACUGGAUGUACGCGAUAGUCAUGAUUGUGUGCAUGAUUUAUUCGUUCACGGAAAUACCGGAAACCAAAGGGAAAACUUUGCAGGAAAUACAAGAGAUGCUGCAGGAGAGGCAGAAGGGAAAGAAAAGUUCAAAAGAGAAAGAGAUAACAAAAGCAGCUCGAUACAAACAUUAUGCCUAUCAUACACUUUGUCUCCUCGGAACAUUCACCAUGACCAUGGCAAUAGAUGGAAAAUUAGCAAGCAAAAGAAUACUUUGGCCCCAAUGGAUAGCCGGAUUUGGAGUUUUGUUAUUAGGAACCGAGGUCGGAUUGAUGGGAGGUUGGUCCUCUCCGUACAUCAGCGAAUUAAUAUCUCCGAAUUCUUCGUUCACAAUUACCAUGUCAGAAUUAUCUUGGGUCGUAUCGCUGUUCAAUCUCGGCAGAUUGACGGGCUGUGUCAAAGGCGCUCUGUGCAGCGGCUAUUUUGGCAGUGAAAAGACGAUUCUGAUCUCCAGUAUACCUAUCACGUUGAGCUGGCUCUUCAUCAUCCUGGCUAACAGAGUGGAAUGGAUAUACAUCGCGAGAUUCCUUGGUGGCCUAAGCCUGGGGAUGGUUUACUCCUGCUAUUCCUUAUAUCUGGGCGAGAUAGCGGAUCCUAAUAUAAGAGGAGCAUUGGUCGCAAUGGGUACCACCGGAUUACCGAUCGGAAACCUCCUAAUGAGCAUCAUGGGAGCGUAUUUGCCGAUGUACACAUCGGCAUUGAUAGCUCUAAUUUCCUGCAUCGUGAUGAUAAUCAUUUUCGUCUGGUUGCCAGAAUCGCCUUACCACUUGAUAAAGAAAAACUUAGACGAGAAAGCGAAACACUCGAUCCAAUGGUAUCACAGGGAUUGCGACGUGGAGCACGAGUUCAAGGAGAUGAGGAUAUUCGUCGAGAAUCUCAACAGACAAUCGUUGUCGGACACUUUGAAGGAGCUCAAGAUUCUUCAUUACAGAAAGUCGAUAAUCAUAGUCUCGAUCCUCAUCGUGUACAGUCAAUUGUCCGGGAUAAACAGUAUUCUGUUUUACAUGGAGUCGAUUUUGACCACGGCGAAGGUCAGUGUUAUAGAGCCCGCGCAAGUGGUGAUAAUAGUGAUGGCAGGUGGUGUUGUUGCGUCGUGUUUAUCGAUAUUCCUGCUGGACAGAUUCGGGAGGAAAUUUCUCAUGAUCGCUUCCUGCAGCGCGAUCCUCCUGUCUUACAGUAUCUUGACACUCGAGUUCCAUUUGCUGGAUUUCGAUUUCGAUUCGGAAAAAGUGGAAGGAUUGGCGAUCAUCGGAAUGAUAUUAUUUUACAUAUCGGUGUUCAUGGGCAUCAUUCUCGUCCCAUCGACGAUGAUGGGUGAAAUUUUCCCCCCGCACCUCAAGUGCAUCGCUGCAUGCAUCGUCAGUAUCUCGGGCUCUACAAUCGCUUUCCUCUCCACCCUUACUUAUUUAACGCUGCUCGAUUUUAUGACCGAGAAAUACCUGUUUUUAUUCUACGGUUUGCUCGUGGCCUCGUGCAUACCGUUCACCCUAUUCCUUGUGCCCGAGACGAAGGGACUAUCCUUGCAAGAGAUUCAGAACAAGUUGAUAGGGAAGGACGAAAACGACAAAGCGUCACGUGAGUCCACGUGCAUCGACAAGGAUAAAUUUUCUCAAGAACGAAGUUUCGGACCGUACGUGAUCUCGCGCGAUGAUUAAUGAUAUAUCACGUCUCGUAUUUAUUGUGCGAUUAACUUAACUUGUAUUUACCGUUGAUUUUGUAAAUACCGUUCAAGUGUGUAACGUUUUUUCUUAAGUAAACGAUAAUAUAGACUGUGAUAUUAAUAUAUCGAUGGAAGCGGAUUGUUGGAAACUUUUCUAUCUCUGUAACAGUGAAAUAUAUUUUCGCGUAGACGGUGGUAGAUGAAACUCGAUUUCUUCGAAGAAUCGUCUCUCGAUCCAACGGUUAUUUUCGUUUCGGGCCGAUGAAAGAAGAACAUCGAGAAGAAUUUUCUUGGUAAAUCCGAGAAACGCGACGAUCGAAGGGGCAGGAGAUAGAAUAGAUAGAUAAUAGAGGGAAAAGGUCGCGACGCCUGUUGUUCUUUUGCCUUUCCAUUCUUUUCCUUUAACCGAGAAACGAUGUAGCUAUUUCUCUUUGGGGCGGACAUACGACCGGCGUAACGUCGACGAUGGAACUCGGCCAGUUUCAUAUUUUACAAGACGAUAUUUCAGCCGCGCUGGCUACGCCAACAACGUUAAAGAUGCCGCGAUCCCAUGGUGCCGCUGUUGAAAAUUGGACGCGGACCUUAUCUCGCUCGGGUCAUUGCACGAUGACUUUCCUUGAUCACCUUAUAAAACCGGGCCGGCAUCGAUACGAGUUUACGAUGCGAUUUUUCAUUUAUUAUUAACACAUACAAGCAUGAAAUUUCCACGAUACUAAAAAAUAUACCGUGAGCAAGACGUUUCAUCUUCACAUGUAAACAAUCGGAUCGACUGUAUAAGAUAAAGAUUCUUUUUAAUAAAAAAAGAAUAGAAAUAGCAAAGGAAUCGAGUGAAGCUGAACGUUUAAAAAAAAAGAAAAUGAUUUAUCGUUAACGGGAUAACGAUACAGGUUAGGUGUAACGUUAUUCCACGUUAUAUAUUUCCGUGACGACGAACCGAACGUCAACGCGGCGAAUUAAUUACUUAAAUGUCACUGUUAUUUCAUAAUAAAUGUUUCACGUAUCGUGCACACAUCCGCCCUCCCCCCCUCUGUACGGUUAUCAUUUUAAAUUCAUUACCGUGCAACCCAAUUGCGUUCGGAGGAUUGCGUGAACCAAUAACUCUUUGCUCCAUCCACGCCAGGAUAAUGGUCGCAUGGAUCCAAUGACAUUCGCCAAUAUUGUUAACUUAUUACAUCUCGCGCGAUUCGAAUUCGCGAUAAAAUUCAAUAUCGAGAAAAAUUCUCUUUGGAAUAAACAUGUGUGUAUAUAUAUAUAGAGAGAGGAAAUAUUGUAAAUUUAUAUAUCCGCGUGCAAUAGAGGGAAGAUGCUUUCAACUAUUGCUAUUGUUUGACGACUUCAUGAAAUAUUCAUAAAUAUUCAUUGUUUCCUUGGAUCGCUAUUGUUCGCGAUUUAUUUCUUCUUUUCGGUGUUGUGAAACGAUUGUUACAAUUUAACGAUCGUACAUAAUGAAAAAUGAAAACACGUACGAUUAACGAUUCGUGAAUGGAGCAAUUUCUGUGGAAUAUAUAAUUCUAUUAGGAAGAAUGGAUACGUUUAAGAGGAAAUAAGAUAUCGAUGGGAUUUGAUAUUUCAGAAUUGUAUCUGGUGCAUAAAAGAUUAAGCUCGAUGAAUUUGGUGAACUUCGUUUACGUAUUGAAACAAGCUCCGUAUUAAUAUCAUUUUCAUUGUUAGGGAACGUCUCGAGUAUGUAAUCGCUGAACCCAAACGUUAACUCGAUCAUUCUUCUAUGUGUAAAUCGUCUCUAUGUUCGUUUCGGAACUUCUAAUCGGUUUAAAACUAUCUGCAACUAGACCGAGUCAAUUAUCCUUAUCAACUCUCUGUCCUCGAUCUCUUUAUCGCGGUAUCGAUAUAACGCGAAAUUUGAAAUUGUUUUGAUGGAUAUUUUUAAUCCUAUUUAUAUAUAUAUAUAUUUUAUGAAAAUAUGAAGAUUCAUCAAAUUGAAAAAAAAAGUUUUAAUACCAAGUUGUUGCGAUCGUAUUCUCAAUAUAAGAAUUUUCUCGUAUUUAUUAGUUUUAUUAAAAAUUUGACUCGAUAAAAUCAAUACAUAUCGUCCAAUGAAAAGCAAAGUUAAAAUUAUUAUAAUUAAUUGAUUUGAUUAACUUGAUUGAUCACCGUUAAUAAUUCGUUUUCGUGAUUAUCAUAUCAAUUGUAAUUUCUUAAAUCAGUGACAAAUUAUUUGACGCGAUCUUUUCAAAAAUUCUAUUAAUGUUAUACCAGCAAUUUUUUGACGUUACGUUAAAUUUUAAAUCCGUAUAAAAAUUUAACGUUGAAAUACAAUACAUAAUUUGCUUCAUUGCAACGAUAUUCAAAUUGUCAAUUCAUCCAGCUUCAAAUUUUAAAAACAACGAAUAAAAUUCGAAAUUGGUCAUUUCAUACUCAAUAGUUUAAUAAUUCUUCUGCAUUCUAACCUGUAUAAUUUAACCUGUCGAUAACACGCACGUACAAAAAAUACUUAUCUUGAAAAAUCAAACAAUGGAUCGAGAAUCGUUGCCCGAGUCUAGCAAAGUUCGCCGGAACACGAAGAUCGAGGCGCAAAGAAAAAUCAUGCAUACGAGCUGCAAUAAUGGAAUGCCUCCAACUUUCAGUCAAUAAAGAAGUUCCGAAAA